GGCGGGGCCGGCGCGGUGACGUCAGAGGGGGCGGGGCCGGCGGUGCAGGUGGAGGCAGCGCGGAGCGGAGCGGCCCCGAGAAGAGCCCGGCGGCGGACGCCGACAGCUCGGACCAGCAGCAAGCCAAGGAGGAGGAAGGAGCUGCUGAAGCACAGAAGCAGGAGGCUUCUCUGGAGGAAGGGGCUCAGCCUACGUCAGAGGGGCAGGGGCAGAAGCAGAAGGCCUCCAACGGAGACACCCCCACUCACGAGGAGCAGAGCAAGAAGGAACGUCGCACCUCCGAGGGCCGGGGCCUGUCCCGCCUCUUCUCCUCCUUCCUCAGGAGGCCCAAGUCUCAGGUGUCUGAAGAGGAAAAAGACACUGAUGCUCCUAAAGAGGCAGGAGGUGACCAGAAAGGCGCAGGAUUAGGAGCCAGCCCUGAUGAAGACAUCCUGGUGAAAGCGCCGAUCGCAGCUCCUGAGCCCGAGCUCAAAACCGACCCGUCACUGGAUCUCCAUUCCUUGAGCAGUGCAGAAACACAGCCUGCACAGGAGGAGAGGAGGGACGAGCAGGAGCCAGAGGGCAAAGACCCUGAGGACAAGGAAGAGGGAGAAGCCAAGGAAGAGUGUGCCAAGCCAGAGCCUAAACCAGAGACUCCGGAGACCAAAGCAGACAAGGAUUUGAAAGCUGCCCAGAAAGCAGUGAAAAGACACAGAAACAUGUACUGCAAAGUGGUCUUGCUGGAUGACACCAUUUUUGAGUGUGCUGUGGAUAAACAUGCCAAGGGACAGGAGCUCCUUAAAAAAGUCUGUGACCACCUCAAUCUGCUGGAAGAAGACUACUUUGGUUUGGCCAUAUGGGACACACCAACCUCCAGGACGUGGCUGGAUCCUGCCAAAGAAAUAAAAAAGCAGGUUCAUGGAGGCCCCUGGGAUUUUACCUUCAAUGUCAAGUUUUAUCCUCCAGAUCCUGCCCAGCUGACAGAGGAUAUAACCAGGUAUUACCUGUGUCUUCAGCUCAGGCAGGACAUCCUCACGGGGCGGCUGCCCUGCUCCUUUGCAACCCUGGCCCUGCUGGGCUCCUACACGGUGCAGUCGGAGCUGGGGGACUAUGAUCCCGAGCUCCACGGCCCAGAUUACAUCACUGAGUUCAAACUGGCCCCAAACCAGACAAAAGAGCUCGAAGAGAAGGUUGUGGAGCUUCAUAAAACAUACAGAUCCAUGACUCCAGCCCAAGCAGACCUGGAAUUUCUUGAGAAUGCAAAAAAGCUGUCUAUGUAUGGAGUCGACCUUCACCAAGCCAAGGACUUGGAAGGAGUGGACAUCACUCUGGGAGUCUGUUCCAGUGGCCUUCUUGUUUACAAAGACAAACUGAGAAUCAACCGCUUCCCGUGGCCCAAAGUCCUGAAGAUUUCCUACAAACGCAGCAGCUUCUUCAUAAAGAUUCGGCCGGGGGAGCAAGAACAGUAUGAAAGUACAAUUGGGUUCAAGCUUCCAAGCUACCGGGCAGCGAAGAAGCUGUGGAAAGUCUGUGUCGAACAUCACACCUUCUUCAGGCUGACUUCCACCGAGGCCAUCCCGAAGAGCAGGUUCCUGGCGCUGGGCUCCAAGUUCCGCUACAGCGGGCGGACGCAGGCGCAGACGCGGCAGGCGAGCGCCCUGAUCGACCGGCCCGCGCCCCAGUUCGAGCGCACGGCCAGCAAACGAGCCUCCAGGAGCCUGGAUGGAGCUAAACGUGCGACUCAGAGAGUUGAGUUCAGGACCGUAGAGGAAGAGAAGCAGAAGGAGGUGGUGGUGGUUGAGGUUCCUGAACCAAAACCUGCGGAUCAGAUCCGAGAGAAGCCAGCCAAACACACUCUUGAAACUUUUGAAAUGAAACCCAUUGCAGAGGAGGAAGAGGAGGAGGAGAAGGUAGAGGUGGUUAAGGUUCCUGUUGCCAAGCCAAAGUUCCCGGAACCGGUGCCGCCGCGGUCAGCAGUGGCUGUGAUAACCCCGGAGCGGAGUCCCCGGCCCACCUCGGCCCCGGCCAUCGCUCAGAGCCACCCUGCAGAGCCAGCCCCAGCUAAGCCUGACAUGAAGGACGUGGCCACAUCUAAAAUGGGGAAGGAAACAGCAAAAGCUGAUGUGAGACGUGAGGAAUUCCCACCAGAGAAAGCCAAGGCAGAGCCAGCUGAUGCAUCCAAGGUGAGGAAAACACACAUUGAGGUCACAGUCCCCACCACGAAUGGUGCCCAGCCCCAGCAGCAGCCUGCAGAAAAAGAGGAAGAGCUGAUAAGAAUGAGGAAGAAGAGAUCAAAGAGGCUAGAUGGUGAAAACAUUUAUAUCAGGCAUAGCAAUUUAAUGUUGGAGGAUCUAGAUAAGCCCCAGGAGGAAAUCAAGAAGCACCAUGCCAACAUCAGCGAGCUGAAGAAGAACUUCAUGGAGUCCGUCCCGGAGCCGCGGCCGAGCGAGUGGGACAAACGUCUGUCCACCCACUCCCCUUUCCGGACCCUCAACGUCAACGGGCAGAUCCCCACGGGAGCGGAUGGAGUCAAGAAAGUCACUGUCCUACCUUCUGAGAGACAGAAACGGGAACGUCCUCUGUUAGUACAGGAUGAAGACAAAUUAAAAAAGCAGCAGAUACCUACUGAGACAGCCUUUCCCCGGCCAGCAAGUGAAGAAACUCUUCCAAAGGUUUCAAUUGCAAUUCCUGAAGAGCAGAAAGCACUCAAAAAGUGUCAGCUGUACUCUAGCAUUUUUCCUUCUCCACGCAUUCCCUUUAUGAUGUCCUUUCUCCUCGUUGUAGCACUGACUGUUUGGUGGCUGCUCUUUCUCUGAGUGGCAACAGGGUCGUGUUGAAACCUCAAGACCAAAGCUCCUGAAUUUCUUGGCCGUAGCCUCUGCUGCAUCUUCCUUGUCCUGGUCUUUGAUCUCUCUAGUUCGCUGUCCCGGGGAGGGACAUCCCGCGACCGUCCGGUUAAAUCCCUCUGUGUGUCCUUGUGUGGCUGGGAUGGGACCUGGCAGGAGUGGUCUGGGAUUGCCAGGUCCCUUCUGAAGUCCUCCUACUGUGCAAAAGCAAAUUCUUUGAACCCUGUUCCUGAUUGCUGUGGGAGAGCAGAUGGGGAGAGGAAAUGAUGGGAGGAGUCGCUGGCUUCCUGAGCCCCUGUAGACUUCACGUAGGAAUUGCUGGAAAAUUGCUUUAAAACUUGUUGUUUUUAAUGUAAGAUGUUCAAAAACUGGAGAACCUUUGAUACUGGUCCAAAAGAGGCUUGGCAGUAAUCUGCUGAAUUAUGGAAUCCUGGAAUGGUUUGGGUUGGAAGGGACCUUAAAGCCCAUCUCAUUCCAACCCCCUGCCAGGAACAGGGACACCUUCCACUAGCCCAGGUUGCUCCAAGCCCUGUCCAACCUGGCCUUGGACACUUCCAGGGUUGGGGAGUCCACAACCUCUCUGGGCAACAAGAGGUUGAAUCUCUGGGAAGAAUAUCAGAAUCUAAUCCAUAACCACCCCUUUCCUAGGAAACUCAGAUUGGCAUUUCAAUACAAAGUACUGGUUCUCACUGCUGUUGGUGAUGACUCAGGGACAGGGACAGGCAGCUUUUCUUUUCCCAGUGGGUGAAGCCUUUGGCAAAGCAUUCCAGCUUCCCUCUCCACCCCUAUUGACAUGUCCAAGAAAAUACACAGUGUUACAGGAGAAAACCCAUCGCAAGGAGAUAUUAAUUGUCAACCUAGAUUAAUCAUUUCUUGGAACCUGAUGGUCUCGGAUGUGUUUUGUUUCAUUUGUGUGGAACUAACGGGCUCAUGUUUGCUGAGGUCACAGGGCUGGAGUCACCUGCUGUUUUAACAUCCCCUCUGUUGCCAUGUUGGCUUGGCCACAUCAGGACACACUUCUAAAUGUUAAAGCCCUCGAUUGUUUUUGACUUCUUUACCCAAACCCUUGCAUGCUGCUUGUUGUUUACUGCCUACAGUGUAAAUGUCUGGAUGAUGCUCCCGUUUAUCCCAGUUCUCCUGGCUGAGCUGUGCAGGCUCCAGCCCAGCUGGGCUGAGCAGAGCUGCUUUGUGAGCUGGAGGGAAGGUGGGACUUUGUGUCUGAGGGGUUUCUUUUCUGUAAAUAGUAAAGAUGGGGCUGAGCUGAGCCCCCCGUGUCUCCUUUCAGCACUAAUCUGUGUUUUCCUGCAGCUGCUGGAGGAUUGGGCUGGACACAGUUACUCUGGGAACAGCCCCCAGUGCCACCAGUGGUGGCAGCUGCUCCAGCAGCACGGGAGAGAAAGGAGCAGACCUUUAUUACAGGGACUAAAAUGUGUGAAUAUAUAUAAAUACAUGUAUUUAUAACCCUUUCUAGAUCUGUAUCCAUGUGAACAGUGUUAUUUAGGAAGCAGAUAAGCUUGCAGGAAUAAGGCAAACAUGGCAUGUGCUGUCUGGUCAGAGGGUCUGUGGUGUGUCACGGACCACUCGAGCCACCUCUUGCUUUCAGUGUACAGGUUGAGGCUCUAAAUGCUGUCUCAGAAACUUAGGUUGGUAGUGAAACUCUUUGUUUUAGUCCCACAGGAAUCUUUCCAGUUCCUCUUGUACCCUGCUCCGAUUAGUUCACCGGUUUGUGCCUUUAGGACUUUGUUUUGUGAGGAUGCUGAUUUUUCAUUGGAAAAGAUUCUUCCCUUUUUAAUACACUGCCUUUAAUACACAGUCUUCCUCCUUCAGUGCUUGGAAGUGUAGGAGUCAGAGGGUUGUUGUCCAGGUGUCCAGGUGAAGGGAAGUGUCAGCAGGCUGUGUCCCUGCAUCCUUGGAUCAUCCCUUGGAAUGCACUUGAACUCCGGCGAGUUUGGGGUGGAAUUCAGGAAGACAAAAGUGGGCCCUGGAGAGGAGAGGUGGAAAGAGAUGUUGAGGUGCCACGUGCAGAAGAUGCAGGAUGGAAGAAGCCAGGGGGAUGCUUCUGGCUGGGAUUCCCUGCCUGCAUCUCCUUCCCAAAAUUGGAACAGACAUGAUGAAAAACAGGGACUGUUUGCUCUCCCCAACCUGGCUGGGGAGGGAAGGGAUGGGAGUUGUGUGGGUGUCUCUUUGUUCAUUAUCUGUCCAUAUCUCCUGGAGAAGAGCGGCUUAAACACAACAGGUGCUCCCUUCCCAAAGCCAUUGCUCGGGAUCCCUCUUGGAAUGCACAGCUGAGGUUCCUGUGUAUGUCUUUUUGGUUCCUUGACAAGGACUUGGAAGCCACAUGGGUGGCUUUGGCAAAGCCAUGGUUUCUGUAGCUCUGUCACCCAGUUCCAAAGGACCUGAAGUUUAAAACUCUUUGCCCAGAGCAAUAUCUGACCAGAGUGCUCAGGGUGUCUCAUCCCAGAGGGAUGAGAGGUGGGCUCUGCCACUUCAGCUCAAUUCUGUAAUUCUUUAAUUCAAACGGUCUCUUUCUCUCUCUUUUUUAAUCUUGAGUUGUCAUCAGCAAAAAACCUUGGAAACUUUACACUCUGAGAACACUCAGGAACAUUUUUGGGAUUUGUAUACCAGUUAUCACUGCAGAGUAUAAAGAAAUUGAACAAAUGCUUUUUGUUUCUCUGGCAGUUUAGAGGCCAGUUAUAUUCCUCCAGGUGGGUAUGAUCCCUCCUGACAGAGAAUUCCUGUAGCUUAUCAGGAACAGAAACCUCAUCCAUCUGAUGCCACAGGGAUGUGCCCUCUGGGCUCCAGCCCCUUUUCCAGUCCCUCCUCUGCUUUUUUUCCUGUUUGCUUGUAAGGCAAAGGGAGUGACAGUCCAUGGCAUUCCGUGUAAGGUCUCGUUCCUGCACGUUCUCUCUCCCGUUUGUGCACAUUCCGUGUCUCUCACACCUUGGUGCUGUGGUUUCACCCUUUUCCUUUGGUGUCUGUGCAGGACUCAGCCCUCAGAGGAGGGAUUUUGGGAUGCCUGCUGUCAUCCUUGAGCACAGGGAGAGCUCAUUGACUCUAGUGCUGUUUAAGAGCAGAGGUCUCAGGGGUUUUGUAAAGGAACCAACUCUGUACCACUCCCUGUUUUCCUCAGGAACAAACUUGCUGGGAACACUGGCAAUCCCUGGCCGCCUGCCCUGCCACUGGCACCCAUUGACAGGGAUUCACACACCCAUGCCAGGCUGUGAGGGAUGGAGAACUGAGUUAUCCCUUCCUAGAUCCUUCCAGGAUCCUGGAAUUGUCUGCAGCUCGUAACCUCCUCCCAGCUGGCAUGAGAAAUCCUGAUUUUUCAAUGUGGCCUGCUGCAGAAAAUGACAUUUUGGUGACUCUGGCACACCAGGAUAAGUCUGACAGCAGUUUUGAUGUCAAUUAGGCUUUCCCAGUGUUUUGUGGUGUGUUCACUCAGCUCUUUGGUGCUCGUGUGUGGGAUCCCCUUAGGAGCUGUCGGGGCUCCAGCGUUUUCCAUUGUGAUUGGUGUGGUUGGCUCCACACUCACUUUCUGAAUCUUCUUACCCUGGUUCCAUCUCUUCUCAACACCACCUAAAACAUACAUGAAUCUCUUGUGCUUUCCUGCUUUAGGAAAAGGUGGACAUCAGUAAUUUUAAGCAGCAAAAUGCUGCUGGUGGCUUGGAACUCGGAUUCAGCUCCGAGGUCGUGCUGGGUGUCGGGCUCUGCAUGUGCUGAUGCUCGAGGUGUUCACUGCUGCAAAACAACAUCCCUUUUUUCUUUCCCACUGUUAAAAGUGAGCAGAUAAAUGAAGGUGUUGGCUGCUUCUCCUGCCACGUGCUGCCUCUCUUGGGGGGGUCAGUAGAAGAUGAGCUGAGGACUCUCCAUGGGCAGGUCAGGGCAUGGAGUUCAGCCAAGACCAGCUCCCCUCCCUUGCAGUUUGUGCAGUGGUGACCCCAAAGAGUAGAUAUUCCCUGUUUCCCUCCUGAAGUAACAAGGAGAAGUGGAUUUCCUCAACGUAGCACCAAGGGAGUAGUUUGUGUUUGGAGGAAAGAGGCUGGACUGGCCUUGCUGUGUCUGCACCACGGGGCUCCUGGGAAGGUUAUCAUAAAAUCAUGGAAUAUCCUGAGUUGGAAGGGACCCAUAAGGAACACAGAGUCCAACUCCUGAUGGUUGUGGGCAAAGUGUCUUUCACUUCACAUCAGUGUCAGUAAUUUGUCACUCUGAGAAUUAUUCCACUUUGUUGGGUUUUCUUUCUUCUGGUCGUGAGUUGAUGGCACCUGUUCUGACCUACAGAAUGAGGAAGGAAGCUUUCUGGGUUAAUUCAGCCCCAAAAAGGGAUUAUGGAUUCAUGCAGGAACUCUCUGGUCUGUACUUGGUAGUGGGUGACACUGGAGAGAACCUGUCAGUGGUGGUUCCUCUCGUGUCCCUGUUUGUGUCUGUUGUGGUUUGUGAGGCUGGAGGGAAGGACUGGCCUUGCUUUGGGCCCCUUUGGGAUGGAUCUUCUAUCAGUGGUACACAGUGGUGUUGGGUCAGUUUGUGGGGACUAAAAACACUUUCUUUUUUACCUAAAAUGCUCUCUUUCGGAACACUUUUUCGGUUUUGUAUUUUUUCUCAGAUUUUCCUUUGUAAAUAUGUACAUUUAUCAUUAAUAAAUGUUGUUGCAAAUCA
Molecule: messenger RNA, 7478 nt
Organism: Pseudopipra pipra
Lineage: Eukaryota; Metazoa; Chordata; Aves; Passeriformes; Pipridae
Gene: EPB41
Product: erythrocyte membrane protein band 4.1
Exons: 20
Coding region: 699-2795 (698 amino acids)
Biological process (GO): cortical actin cytoskeleton organization
Cellular component (GO): plasma membrane; cytoskeleton
Molecular function (GO): actin binding; structural molecule activity
Source: RefSeq, a predicted model, not a curated record